This is a messenger RNA of Naegleria gruberi, 1071 nucleotides long. RefSeq lists its product as uncharacterized. Lineage: Eukaryota; Heterolobosea; Eutetramitea; Acrasida; Naegleriidae. Bases 1 to 1071 code for a protein of 356 amino acids. The record is from RefSeq and is a predicted model, not a curated record. The transcript has a single exon.
AUGAUUUCUGAAUUUCUGGAAACUAAAUUGAUUGAAGCUGUUUAUUAUUUCCAAGGAUUAUCCCCACAAGGUUAUUUGAAAUUGGCUUGUUCAUCUAUUUUGGGUGGUCUUGGAUUGUAUUUCGGAAAGAAGUUUUUCAAUGGAGGUGUUGUGAGAGGAGAAUUAUUGGCUAACAAGUCAUCUUUGAAGGGAAAGACUAUUAUUGUUACUGGUGCUAGCCCUUAUGGUAUUGGAUAUGAAACUAGUAAGGUUUUACAUAGUUUGGGAGCAACUGUUAUUUUGGGAGUUCGUUCUGAAAAGAAUGGUAAUGAAUCCAAGAAGAUGAUUACUGAGGAAAAUGGAGGUGGAGCUGAUCGUUUGAUUGUCAUGUUGAUGGAUCUGACUGAUUUGGCUUCUAUUAAGAAGUUUACUGAGGAAUUCAAGUCAAAAUUCACUACUUUGGAUAUUUUGAUUAAUAAUGCUGGUAUCAUGAUGUGUCCACAUGCCACAACAAGGCAAAAUGUGGAAAUUCAAUUCGGUACUAAUCACUUGGGUCACUUCUUAUUGACCUACUUGUUAUUGGACAUGAUUAAGCAAUCAAAUGGUAGAGUUGUCAACUUGUCUUCAUUAGCUGCUAGUGGAAUUAAGAAGGAAAGUGAUCUUGAAGGAUUCUGUUCAUUCAAGCCAGAUGUUGUCAUUGGAGAUGGAAGCAAAUUGGCCAAUCCAUACGAACUCUAUUACAGAUCCAAAUUCUCAAACCUUUUAUUCACAAAGAGACUUGCUCGUGAAUUGGCAAAUGGAAGUGAAGCUACAUCUUAUGCUUGCCAUCCUGGCAUUGUCCGGUCCCUGCUCGGAAGAAGCUUCACUUUGGGUGGAAUCAUAUUCCCAGCAAUGUGGUAUUUCACCAAGUCAGCUCUCCAAGGAGCUCAAACCACUCUUCACACUGCAUUGGAGGAUAAGAGUAAAUUGAAAUCUGGAAGUUAUUAUGCCGAUUGUGCUACAAAGCUUGGAAAUAAGUUUGAAGAUAAUGUUUCAUUGCAAGAUACAUUGUGGCAAACCUCUCUCGAUUUGUGCAAGGAUUAUUUGAAUUAA